AUGCAGGCUUCCGCCAAGCCUGAUGCAAGGAAACACUGCCAUCUCGUGGUCAUCUUGGAACACAGCACCUCGGUUCUGGGCGAAGCUGCCGAGAGCCAGGACUUGAGACAUAAGCUGCAUUUCUGCAGGACAAUGAAGAUAGAGGUGCUGGAUGUUAAUGAUGUGCUCAGGGACAGCUUGGGAGCAGUGACAGCCUCUUGGCCCUCUAUGCUGGCCAUGGAUGCCCUGGGGUCCCAGCAAUUCAUCACAUCUCCAAAGUGUGGUGGCUGCAGGCAGCGGAUCUCCUGGCAUUCCACCGAGGCUGCCACAUUUGGAAGUGUUGUCAGUCUUAUUGGUGGACAGUUUUUCAUCAGUGCCGCAAAAGGCCUGAAGACAAUUUUUGAGCUGUUUAACAUGUUUCAGGUACAUAACUCCAGAAAUCACUUAUAUUGUGAUCCCAUUUUCCAGAUGGAAAAACUGACCUUCAGAGCUAGGACAUCAGAGGAUGAGUUGAUCCUAGGAAGGUCGUUGGUGUAUGGCUGCCUCUACCUCCUCUUUCCCCUGGGGAAGGGGCCCGGAAAGAGUGGUGCCAGUGCCCAAGUUCCAGGCAUGGGUGCGUCGUGCCCCGAACUCUUUGGCCUUAGCAUUUCCCCGUCAACUCUUCUCCAUUCGUAUCUGGGUCAACGCCCAGUUCUGGACUUCCCACUCUGUGUCGACAACGAUGGCAGUCCCAGAAGGAGCCAUGCAGUGGGGUCCAAGAGAUGGCAGGUGGAGGGAGAACGCUUCCGAUUUUGCACUGAACUAACAAGAGGAGACCGGGACCUGGGAGUCCGGAGCUUGGGUUCAGACGCUGCCGGAGGCACCCCCGACCAGCUCAGCCUGGGGAGCCGAGGCGAUCCUCCCACCCUUCGCUACAGGGCCAAAGAGCAACCAACGGCUCCUAACCAACCUGUUGAAAUAUGUCAAUUAGGAGGGUCUGAGCCCUAUACCCUGGGCUGUCUGGACAGAGGGCGCGGGGCCCAGACAAAAUUAUCUUUGGAAAAAGAAAACCGGGGUUCGGAAGAGAUUCUGAGGAUCCGCCCGCUGGUCACUUUCAGAGGCGCGCCUGAGCAGACGUACGGCGAGGUGAACCAGCUGGGCGGCGUGUUCGUCAACGGCCGCCCCCUGCCCAACGCCAUCCGCUUGCGCAUCGUGGAGCUGGCGCAGCUGGGCAUCCGACCCUGUGACAUCAGCCGGCAGCUUCGCGUAUCCCACGGCUGCGUGAGCAAGAUUCUGGCGCGCUACAACGAGACAGGGUCCAUCCUGCCCGGGGCCAUCGGGGGCAGCAAACCUCGUGUCACUACCCCCAACGUGGUCAAGCACAUCCGGGACUACAAGCAGGGCGACCCUGGCAUCUUUGCCUGGGAGAUCCGCGACCGGCUGCUGGCCGACGGCGUUUGCGACAAAUACAACGUGCCCUCUGUGAGCUCCAUCAGCCGAAUCCUGCGCAAUAAGAUUGGCAGCCUGGGUCAGCCGGGGCCUUACGAGGCGAGCAAGCAGCCGCCGCCGCAGCCGGCCCUGCCCUACAACCACAUCUACCAAUACCCCUACCCCAGCCCUGUGUCGCCCACGGGCGCCAAGAUGGGCAGCCACCACGGGGUCCCGGGCACAGCAAGCCACGUCAGCAUUCCCCGUUCGUGGCCCUCGGCGCACUCGGUCAGCAAUAUCCUGGGCAUCCGAACAUUUAUGGAGCAAACAGGGGCCCUGGCUGGGAGCGAAGGUGCCGCCUACUCCCCCAAGAUGGAAGACUGGGCCGGCGUGAACCGCACGGCCUUCCCGGCCACCCCUGGAGUGAAUGGUCUUGAGAAACCUGCCUUGGAGGCAGACAUUAAAUACACUCAGUCGGCCUCUGGCCUCUCUGCGGUAGGCGGUUUCCUCCCGGCCUGCGCCUACCCUGCCUCCAACCAGCACGGCGUGUACAGCGCACCGGCCGGCGGCUACCUCGCCCCCGGCCCGCCUUGGUCGCCCGCGCAGGGCCCCCCGCUGGCGCCCCCCGGGGCCGGCGUCACUGUGCACGGCGGGGAGCUGGCCGCAGCGAUGACCUUCAAGCAUCCCAGCCGGGAAGUGGCCGACCGGAAGCCUCCCAGCCCCGGCGGCAAGGCCCCAGACGGCCUGAGUGGCUUACACGGACUGCCCAUCCCGGCCUCGACCUCCUAG
Molecule: messenger RNA, 2175 nt
Organism: Puma concolor (puma)
Lineage: Eukaryota; Metazoa; Chordata; Mammalia; Carnivora; Felidae
Source: RefSeq, a predicted model, not a curated record